Penicillium waksmanii is the source of this 1062-nucleotide messenger RNA. RefSeq lists its product as uncharacterized. The transcript is spliced from 2 exons. Bases 1 to 1062 code for a protein of 353 amino acids. The record is from RefSeq and is a predicted model, not a curated record. Lineage: Eukaryota; Fungi; Ascomycota; Eurotiomycetes; Eurotiales; Aspergillaceae.
AUGAUGCGGCCUCAGCUCAGGCAACUCGCCCGUCACACGGAAGCCGUGCGAAUUGGCCUCUCCGCACCCGUGCGUCCCUUUUCCGUUUCCUGCGCCGCGAGAGAAGACGAGAGCAAGCCAUCAGCACCAGCCAACCCCGAACGCCGACAGAACGCCCAGACCAAACCACGCAGACCUCCAACACAGUCGCGUGGCCCACCAUCCGGCGCCCCGAACAGACGCCCGGCCAACUUGAAAGCAAUUGAUGCCCGAUCGUUCGCCGCUCCCGCCGCAGGAACCGACCAACCUCGCAUUAUCCGCAGCCCGCGAGCACGCAACGUCCGACCCGGCGGCCAAGGCAACCAGGGCCAGGGCCAAUUCCAACGCAAGCCCUUCAACAAAAAGCCCCUCGCCAAAGCCAAGGGCCGUCGUGAACGACGACCCCGCGACGCCAAGAGGGACGAUGGCGACGAGACUCAGGAAGCCGCCGAGGAAGCUGCCAUUGAAAAGAUCGAGCAGGAACAGGCUUUGAAGGAGCGUCCGGUGCCGGUUCGUUAUGAGCCGCGUGAUAUUGAUUUCUCUACACUGAAGGCUACAUGGCCUUCGCUUCCCUCGGAUGCAGACUCCCGCUCUGCUGCCGUUCUCGAAAAGCUCGCGAGCCUUGGUGGUCGUUUUGCGAAUGGGUAUAUUCCUCCCCAUGAAUUGGGUAGACGGAUGUGGAAGGGUGAGAAUGUCUUGUUUGAGAGUGAGGCUGAGCAGAUUCAGGCGCUUGAGGAAGUUAAGCGUCUUUCUCAAUUGCGUGCUGAUAAGAUCUCGCAACGGAAGGGUGAGCUUGUUGAGCCUAACGAGGUUAAAUUCAGUGCCCUCAAUGCUGAGGGUACGAAGACUUUGAUGGAGAAGUACGCUCAAGGGAAAUAUCCUGCCCUGGAGGCGGUUGGCAAGGACCAGCCUGCUGCUCUGGGUGAUGUGGUGCGGAAUCUUCGAAACAAUGGCACUUAUGAGACGGCGGGUAAGAGGCCUCAGUUUUUGGCGAAGGUUGAGUCUUUACUCUCCUCCAGCUCCAGUCGUGUGAAGCGCGCUUGA